CUCCAUUUCCCACAUCAAGAAUUUUUCAAGCAGAACUAGAAAUUACAGUUUAGCAUAGCUAGUUCACAGCAACAGCACAGCCCAAAAGCACCUCAAACAUGAAGGAACAGUCCCUCUUCUCAUUUUCAUUGCUCCUUCUCUUCCUCCACUGCUCCAAAAUCCUAGCCCAAUCACCUGCUGCAGCUCCUGCCCCAGCAAAAGCACCUGCUGCAACCCCUCCUCCUCCACCACCUGCAGCUGCUGCGCCUGCACCCGCUCUAGUCCCGGUAAUGCCAUCAAAAGGCCCUCUCAACGUUGUCAAAGUCCUUCAAAAGGCUGGUCACUUCAACUUCUUCGUCCGCCUCAUAAAAACCACCCAGGAAGAUAUCCAGUUAUUUUCCCAGCUCAACGACUCAAGUGAUGGGGUAACCAUCUUUGCGCCAACUGAUGGCGCAUUUUCAAGCAUCAUCAAAUCAGGCACACUUAACUCCCUAUCUGAUCAAGAAAAGAUCGAGUUAGUGCAGUUUCAUAUAAUUCCAAGAUUCCUGUCGACUUCCCAGUUCCAGACUGUGAGUAACCCUUUAAAAACACUUUCAGGAUCUGGCAAUCGAUAUGCCCUCAAUGUGACAACCACUGAAAAUUUAGUGAAUAUAAGCACAGGACUUACCAAUACAAGUGUAUCAGCAAUUGUGUACACAGAUGGGAAGGUUGCCAUUUACCAGGUUGACAAGGUGCUGCUCCCUCUAGACCUUUUCGCCCCUAAGCCUCCUGCUCCGGCACCAGCACCCCCAAAGGCUAAAAAAGAUGGAGGAGCAGAGAGUCCUGUGGUUCCUAAGGAUAUUUCUGGUGCAGUACUAAGCUGUAUUGUGCACGAUAAUUUGGUGAUCCUAGGGGUAAUUGGCGUGGUUGGUGCAAUAUUUUCUUUGUGACACAAAAGAAUUCUAGCGAGGUACCAACGGGCGGGUUCAGUUCUUCAAUGGUGUCUAAUUUUGCUGGGGUUGGGAUGAACGGUGGUGGUGAUCAACAGGGUGAGUGUGCUUUGAAUAAUUGCCAUUUCCUUUUUUUUUUUUUUUUUUCCUCAACCACAUUUGUAUCCUUCUGAGUUUGUGAAUAAUUUUGGGGGAUUUUUUUUUUUUUUUUGUUUCCUUGCUUUCCCCUUUGGCUUUUGUGUAUUUUGUGAAUUUUGUAACACAAUUCGAAAUUUUCAUGUAUUGAUGUAUUUUGCCAUUAAUAUUCAUGAUUAUAUAUAUACCAUUGUUUAUUUCUCUAUA
This is a messenger RNA of Hevea brasiliensis (rubber tree), 1250 nucleotides long. RefSeq names its product fasciclin-like arabinogalactan protein 12. The transcript has a single exon. Lineage: Eukaryota; Viridiplantae; Streptophyta; Magnoliopsida; Malpighiales; Euphorbiaceae. The record is from RefSeq and is a predicted model, not a curated record. Bases 99 to 908 code for a protein of 269 amino acids.